AUGCGGAUACCGCAAGGAAUCUUGCUCUUCAGUCUCUUCGGUCUCGGACAUUCUCAUUUCGUCCUCCAAAAGCCAACUAGUCUCGGAUUCGACGACGAUGCGGAGAGCACUGGCCCAUGCGGCGGGUUCACUGCGACGGACCGAAGCAAAGGUGUCACAGACUGGCCCAUUGCUGGCUCGUCUAUUGAGAUACUCACUACGCACACCACAGCAACAUGGAAUUUCAAGGCCGCCCUCGUCAGCAACACAAGUAACUGGGUGCCACUGACUCCCCCUCUCAUCCAAACGGCUGGCGUGGGCACGCUCUGCGAGCCGCAGAUUCCUGGACUGAAGGGCUGGGUUGGAAAGCCGGCCGUGCUGCAAGUCAGCCAGAGCGGCCACGACGGGAACCUGUACCAGUGUGCCGCAAUCCAAUUUGUGACAGGCGGGUUAGCAACACCAGGGUCAUCGUGCACCAAUUCAACUGGGAUUGCUGUUAAAUGGUAG
Lindgomyces ingoldianus is the source of this 486-nucleotide messenger RNA. RefSeq lists its product as uncharacterized. NCBI's taxonomy places the organism in Eukaryota, Fungi, Ascomycota, Dothideomycetes, Pleosporales, Lindgomycetaceae. The transcript is spliced from 2 exons. Bases 1 to 486 code for a protein of 161 amino acids. The record is from RefSeq and is a predicted model, not a curated record.